Messenger RNA from Suillus subaureus, 597 nucleotides. RefSeq lists its product as uncharacterized. The transcript has 2 exons. The record is from RefSeq and is a predicted model, not a curated record. Lineage: Eukaryota; Fungi; Basidiomycota; Agaricomycetes; Boletales; Suillaceae. The coding region runs from base 1 to 597 and encodes 198 amino acids.
AUGAGUCAUGAGCCAGGCGGUUGGUUCAAGGUGACUACUCCAUACUCGCGACCCACCGCGAAGCUUCGUGCUACACAUAUUGUUACAUCGCGGCUCCGAAUCUCUGUAGCGAAGCACCGUGCGGAUGUCUCUGAAGAUCCUCUACUUCCCUCCUCGUGUAUGUGCCAGCACCCCGGAACAGAUCCUCCGUGUCUUUCGAGGCUCCCUAUUGCCGAAGAACGUGGCGAAGGUGCUCAUUUAAAGUUCUGGGUAACUUACAAGAAACUGUCGAAUGAGUAUGAAGAUGACUUCAUUGACCAAGCGUAUGGUGAUUUAGCUGUUCUACGUCAGGUCGCUUAUCCGUUGUAUGGGCCCUACCAGAUCUCCCAAGUCCGGCAUGCUGUGCUGGGAGCUGUCUUUGAAGCUCAAGAACUAGUGUCUAUGACAAGUGAUUCGAUGCUACAGAGUGUCAACGUACAACUCCUGGAUGAGCUUUCUCGCUAUCUUUUAACUGCUAUAUAUGUCCGAAUUGCGACCGGAAUCCCCGAAACUGGACCCGACGCUUCUUUCCGCCAUGACCGAGACCUCAGCGCUCAGCUACGCCCGCCUCAUCUUUAA